AAAAAAACACCAACAAUAUCCAUGUGGGAAAGUCCCAGGAGAUAUGGUUUAAAAAAGAGGCGCUCUGUGAGAGACACACGCAUUGUUCAUCUACCAAGAAAGAGAAAAAGAGAGAGAUAGACAGAGAGAGAGAGACAGAGAGAGGGGAAAACGGAUAUAAUAUCAUGACUAUGGUUAAGAUUUCUCCUAGGGCAUUUCUGUUCAUCGUCAUCCUCAGUGCCUUCAUCAUGGACACAGAAACAGCACGAUGCUGCUUUUCCUACACCCAGAGGCCCAUUCGCUGCGGCCAGCUGAAAGGUUACGCCAUCCAGGAAAUCAUCGGAAACUGUGACAUCAGAGCUAUAAUAUUCGAGACCCGACACGGGAAAUUCGUCUGCGCUGAUCCAAAGAUGAGAUGGACUCAGGACAGAGUCACAUGCCUACGGAAGAAGGCUGCGGUAAUAGGAAAAUCUGGGACACUGAACUGAGGAUGAGUUCCAGCUCAGGACAUUUAAUUCAGCUUUAGAAUUAAGAUUAUCAGUUCUUUCUUCCAAAUGAAGUCUUUAUUUUCCUCUUAUUAGAGCAUCUUAAAGAUGUGCUUCUCUACUUCUGUUAGAAUUUUGGCCCUUAUGGGAGCCGCAGUCUCACAUUCACAUAUUGUGUACUCUGAUACUCAGAGAAUGCUGAGGGAGUUUCUAAUACAUCCAUAUUUUGUUUUGCUUUAUAUAUAGAUAUAUUUUUUUAAUUGGAAAUGUGAAAAAUAAACAAAACUGUAUUUAUGGAUAAAAUGUGGUUUGAAAAUUUACUUCUUCCUUCUGUAUAAUAACAAAAAAAUGAGGAUGCUAUAAAAAAAAAACAAGCAUCACUUACCACAUUAAAUGCACAUUAUGUUCAAUUUUUGCUUAAUAAAAAGCACAGCAUGAAAAAG
Ictalurus punctatus (channel catfish) is the source of this 907-nucleotide messenger RNA. Its product is annotated as eotaxin. The transcript is spliced from 4 exons. Bases 165 to 467 code for a protein of 100 amino acids. The record is from RefSeq and is a predicted model, not a curated record. Gene Ontology annotation, biological process: positive regulation of ERK1 and ERK2 cascade; cellular response to tumor necrosis factor; cellular response to interleukin-1. Lineage: Eukaryota; Metazoa; Chordata; Actinopteri; Siluriformes; Ictaluridae. Gene Ontology annotation, cellular component: extracellular region. Gene Ontology annotation, molecular function: CCR chemokine receptor binding; chemokine activity.